AUGGUGAAUUCCGCCUGUCUUGCCCUCGCCGCCACUGCGGCCUGGGCGCGAACAGCGUCUGGAGCUGCCGUGCACCGACGCGACUCCGUGCCGGCCGAAUAUGUUGCCGCACCUUACUACCCUUCUCCACAAGGCGGGUGGACGUCCGACUGGACAAGUGCGUACGAGAAGGCCGAGGCCCUUGUGUCCUCCAUGAUCCUGGCUGAGAAAACAAAUAUCACUGCCGGCACGGGUUUCUUUAUGGGUGGCCCCUGCGUCGGAAACACAGGAAGCGCUCUCCGCGUCGGCUUCCCACAGCUGUGUCUCCAGGACAGUGCUCUGGGCGUUCGUUCAACAGACCAUGUCACGGCUUUCCCGGCCGGCAUCACGACUGGCGCGACGUGGGACAAGGAUCUGAUCUUGGCUCGCGCCCAGGCCAUCGGCGAAGAGUUCCGUGGCAAGGGCGUCAAUGUCUAUCUUGGACCGACCAUCGGGCCGCUCGGCCGCAAGCCACGCGGAGGGCGCAACUGGGAGUCCUUCGGAGCCGACCCCGUGCUUCAAGCCGUGGGAGGCGCCUUGACCGUCCAAGGUGUGCAGUCGAAAGGCGUCAUUGCGACGGUCAAGCAUUUGAUCGCGUAUGAGCAGGAAAUGUAUCGCAUGUAUAAUGUCAUCAUGCCCGGCUACAGCUCGAAUGUUGACGACCGAACCCUUCAUGAAUUGUACCUGUGGCCUUUUGCAGAGGCCGUUCGUGCUGGUGCUGGCUCGAUUAUGGCAGCUUACAACGGCGUCAAUGGCUCGGCAUGCUCGCAAAACAGCUACCUUCUCAACAACCUCUUGAAGGAUGAACUUGGGUUCCAAGGAUUCGUCAUGUCAGACUGGUCAGUCACUUCGCCUGCUCUUAUUUUGUUGUCGCAGUCCAGCUAA
This is a messenger RNA of Sporothrix schenckii 1099-18, 903 nucleotides long. RefSeq lists its product as uncharacterized. Gene Ontology annotation, biological process: glucan catabolic process. Lineage: Eukaryota; Fungi; Ascomycota; Sordariomycetes; Ophiostomatales; Ophiostomataceae. The transcript has 3 exons. Gene Ontology annotation, molecular function: beta-glucosidase activity. Bases 1 to 903 code for a protein of 300 amino acids. The record is from RefSeq and is a predicted model, not a curated record.